CAUUCUCUUCAACAAAGCAUCUCCUAACCCUCACCUAUAUUUCUCAUUUCUCUCAAUCAAUCAAAAAAAGACAACUACCAAACUUUCAUAAACACAUCUAUAAGACUAUAACCAAGUUUCCAACUCCCAAGUCCUAUACACACAAAGUCACAGACUCGAUCAUAUCCCAUAGUAGACACUCUCUCUCUCUCUCUCUCUGUGUGACAGGGUCUAAUGGCUAUUUGCUCCACCAAGUUUGUGUUCCUUCUCUUCCUCCUCUCAGCCAUACCCAUCGCCUACCUCAUCUCUCUCGAGCUCGCCACCCCUCCAACCCACGUGUACCACUACCACAGCUCCGGCUGGUUCCGCGAGUGUGCCAAGUGGGACCAUCUCAACAGUCGAUUCCUCGUCUCUUUCCUGGAGGGUGGUGUGGCCCAGCUCUCUCUUCCCAAAGGCGGUGAUGACUCCACCGUGACCGUGUUGGAGGAGCUCACCGUCAUCAAAGACGUUGACUUGGCCGGAAAUGGGUCCCUCGGUAUCGUCGUUGACCAUCAGAGGAAUCGUCUCUUAGUAGUCUCCGCCGAUGUCAUUGGGAACAAGUAUGGCGCUCUCGCCGCCUAUGAUUUGUCCACGUGGCAGCGAUUAUUUCUCACCCACCUGAGUGCUCCAAGUGAUGGGAAAUCUUUUGCGGAUGAUGUAGCAGUUGAUGCAGAAGGCAAUGCAUAUGUCACUGAUGCACAAGGUGGUAAACUUUGGAAGGUUGGGGUUGAUGGCCAGUUCCUAUCUAUCAUUAAAAACCCACUCUUCACUCCAAAGGAGUGGUACAAAAACUUGGUUGGACUUAAUGGAAUUGUUUACCAUCCAGAUGGUUAUUUGAUCGUAAUCCAUACAUUUAGUGGCAAUUUGUUUAAGAUUGAUUUAGCAAGUGGAGAGGAAGUUAAGUUGGUCAAGGUGGUUGGAGGGCCAUUGACAUUUGGGGAUGGUUUGGAAUUAGUCUCUCCAACCAAGCUUGUAGUUGCAGGGACUACUGCGAGAUUAGUGGAGAGCUCUGACGGGUGGGAGACGGCUUCCAUUGCAGCAACAUUCUCCGGGCCUAAGCAUCGAUUGGCCACAUCCGCGACUGUGAAGGAUGGGAAGGUGUAUCUCAGUCACCUCCUAGGCAUGGGGUACCCUAAGAAGAAGCAUGCUAUUGUUGAGGCGGUUUUUUCUGCUUGAAAUUAAAGGGGGAUGUAGUUGUAUUGUGUUGUGCACGGAUUUGGAAUUGUAAUGUAACAGUAAUUUACCUUUUCAAUUUUUGAGUAAUUUCUUUCCUUACCCCA
Messenger RNA from Quercus robur (English oak), 1298 nucleotides. RefSeq lists its product as uncharacterized. The record is from RefSeq and is a predicted model, not a curated record. Bases 214 to 1194 code for a protein of 326 amino acids. The transcript has 2 exons. Gene Ontology annotation, cellular component: endoplasmic reticulum. NCBI's taxonomy places the organism in Eukaryota, Viridiplantae, Streptophyta, Magnoliopsida, Fagales, Fagaceae.